AUUCUUGGGCUGGCAUAGAUCACAAUUUGAACUCAUAUCAUUUAGAGAAGCUACACACACACAUCCGCAGUGUUCUCAACAUUUCACAAUCACAGUGUGCAUGCUUCUCAAGCUCUAAGGUACACUAAUUAAGGAUUAAGAAUAUGGAUGGCAAGCUUGUGUCUAGCUGGUAUAAUCUUCACUCUUCUGUGCCACAAUCUUAUGUGCAACCACCAGAAAGACAACCUUGCAAUGCUGUACAUGUUUUGUCCACUAACCAGAAAGUUCCAGUGAUUGAUCUUGGAGGACAUGAUCGUGAUGACAUCAUAAGAAACAUCAUCAAAGCCUCCGAGGAAUAUGGAUUUUUUCAGGUUGUGAACCAUGGAGUUGCUAAGGAAUUAAUGGAUGAUACAUAUAAGAUUUUCAAAGAAUUUCAUGCCAUGCUUGCCAAUGAAAAAGUUAGGGAAAGUUCUAAAGACCCAAAUGGAAGCUGCAAACUCUAUACAAGUUGUGGGGGGAACAUUAAUGAUGUGGCUAAGUAUUGGAAGGAUUCAUUGGAACACCGUUGUCCACCUUCAGGAGAAUUCACUUGGUAUUGGCCUGAGAAACCAGAUGGAUACCGUGAAAUUGUUGGAAGAUAUACACAAGAGCUAAGAGCAUUGGCACUGAGGAUUUUAGACCUAAUUUCUGAGGGAUUGGAACUCAAUCCAAAUUACUUUACUGGAGAAUUGAGUGAUAGCCCAGUAGUGAUAUCUCAUCACUACCCUCCUUGUCCAGAACCAAGUUUAACAUUGGGAGCACCACAACACAAAGAUCCAAACAUUCUAACAAUUCUUUUCCAACAACCAGAGAUCACAGCACUUCAAAUAUUGAAGGAUGGUGCAUGGAUUCCUAUUGAGCCAAUUCCGAAUGCCUUUGUAGUUAACAUGGGGUUUAUGCUUUAGAUAAUUAGCAAUGGAAGGCUCAAAGGUGCUGAACAUCGAGUUAUAACCAAUUCAAGCACUAGUAGAUACACUAUAGCCUAUUUCAUUUAUCCAAGAAAAGAAGCAAUUAUAGGACCUGCCAAGCCUCUUUUAAGUUCAACUUCACCACCAAUAUACUCAUCUAUGGAAUUUGGAGAAAUGCUGGAGAAUUUAUACAACAAGGGUCCUAACUUUGAAAAUGAACUGCAUUUAUAAACAUUAAUGUAAACUCCUUUUAUUACUUGUACAUGAAGAAUGUACAUGGACUCAUAAAUAAGUUGGAGAUAUAUUCAAGUUUAUGAAUAAUUUAUCUUGUAAUUUGACUUUAUCAAGAGCUUAUGGUCAAUUAGUAAUAGGCAAUAUUUCUCAUGG
This is a messenger RNA of Medicago truncatula (barrel medic), 1313 nucleotides long. Its product is annotated as protein DOWNY MILDEW RESISTANCE 6. Lineage: Eukaryota; Viridiplantae; Streptophyta; Magnoliopsida; Fabales; Fabaceae. The coding region runs from base 144 to 923 and encodes 259 amino acids. The record is from RefSeq and is a predicted model, not a curated record. The transcript has 4 exons.